AUGGCGUCGCGCGACGAGCCGACGGCAUGGGACAGGAAGGAUAUGGACCGCAUGGGGAAGCGGCAGGAACUCAAGCGCGCGUACCGCCCCCUCUCGGCGCUCAGCUUCGCAAUUGUGCUGACGGCGAUCUGGGAGUACCUGAUGAUUGCGUGCACGCAGGGGCUGGCGCUCGGCGGGCUGGCGGGCAUGUUCUGGAGCUAUGUGUGGACGUUUGUGGGGUUUACGUUUGUCGAGAUGAGUCUGGCGGAGAUGGCGAGUAUGUGCUCCGGCGGCCAGUACCACUGGGUCUCUGAGUUUGCGCCCGCGCGCUACCAGCGCUUUUUGUCGUACGUCGUGGGCUGGAUGUCGACGCUGUCGUGGCAGGCGGGCAAUGCGGCGGAUUGCUUUCUGACGGGGACGAUGGCGCAGGCGCUGAUCGUGGUGAACAAUCCUGCCUACACGCCGCGGCGGUGGGAGGGGACGUUGUUUGUGUUCGCGAUGGUCUUCAUCGUCUACAUCGCCAACAUCUACGGCUCCGCGCUCUGGCCGCGCCUCCAAAACGCCCUCAUGGUGCUGCACAUCCUCGCCUUCCUCGCCGUCGUAACCACCCUGUGGUGCCUGGCCCCGCACCGCACCGCCGCCGACGUCUUCACCGCCUUCACCCCCACCGCCGACUGGUCCUCGCUCCCACUCUCCCUGCUCGUCGGCCAGAUCAGCGCCAUCUACGCGCUCCUCGGCUCCGACGCCACCGCGCACAUGGCUGAAGAAGUCCGCGACGCGAGCCGCUACGUCCCGCUCUCCCUCUUCUGGUCGUACGCGCUCAACUCCCUGCUCGCCAUCGUCUUCCUCAUCGCGUUCCUCUUCGCCAUCGACGACGUGCCCGCCGCCGUGACCCACGAGAGCGGCUACCCCUUCCUAUACGUGUUCACGCGCGUGCUGUCGCCCGCGGGCGUCAACGCCUUAACCCUCAUCGUACUCCUGCUCGUGUCCGCCGCGAACGUCAACUUCGGCGCCAGCACCGCCCGCCAGACGUUCGCGUUCGCGCGCGACAACGGCCUGCCCUUUGCAUCCUGGAUCGCGCACGUCGACCCCCGCCGCGGGAUCCCCGCCAACGCCGUCCUGCUCUCCUCCGUCGCCGCCGCGCUGCUCGCGCUCAUCAACAUCGGCUCCACGACCGCAUUCGAGGCCAUCGUCAGCCUACAAGUCGUGAGCCUGAUGUUCACGUACGCCGUCUCCCUAUCGUGUAUCCUGCACCGCCGGCUGACCGCGCCCGAGACGCUGCCGUCGGCGCGCUGGAGCCUGGGGCGCUGGGGCGUGGGCGUGAAUGUGGUGGGGUUGGGGUACGUGUGUUUUGCGUGUUUCUGGGCGUUUUGGCCGACGUAUGCGCGGGUUGAUGCGGAGAAUUUUAAUUGGGCGGUUGUGCUGUUCGGUGCGGUGUUUGUCGGGUGCUUGGUUAUGUAUGCGGUGCAGGGGCGGAGGGUGUAUGUUGGGCCGGUGAAGGAGGUGCGGCGGUUGAGUGGGGAGACGAUGUAG
This is a messenger RNA of Boeremia exigua, 1512 nucleotides long. Its product is annotated as putative GABA permease. Gene Ontology annotation, molecular function: transmembrane transporter activity. Gene Ontology annotation, biological process: transmembrane transport. The transcript is spliced from 4 exons. The record is from RefSeq and is a predicted model, not a curated record. The coding region runs from base 1 to 1512 and encodes 503 amino acids. Gene Ontology annotation, cellular component: membrane. NCBI's taxonomy places the organism in Eukaryota, Fungi, Ascomycota, Dothideomycetes, Pleosporales, Didymellaceae.